This is a messenger RNA of Caenorhabditis elegans, 2082 nucleotides long. RefSeq names its product ATPase family AAA domain-containing protein 3 (gene atad-3). Lineage: Eukaryota; Metazoa; Nematoda; Chromadorea; Rhabditida; Rhabditidae. Gene Ontology annotation, cellular component: mitochondrial nucleoid; mitochondrial inner membrane. The record is from RefSeq and is marked reviewed. Gene Ontology annotation, molecular function: ATP hydrolysis activity; ATP binding.
AUGUCUUGGUUAUUUGGUGUUCAAAAAAACGCUACUCCGCAGAUUCCGGAUGAUUUUCAAGCAGGUGCUGCUCCUGGCGGUCCACAACAACCAGGUCAAGGCCAACGGCAAGAGGGAAACAGCAAAAUGGCAUAUUCCUUCGACUCAACAGCUUUGGAGCGUGCCGCCAAGGCUGCUCGUGAUCUAGAGAAAUUUCCAAAUGCCAAAGAAGCUCUUGAAUUGUCGAGAAUGCAAGAAGUUACACGCCAAAAAGAGGUCGAGAACGAGACCAAGAAGAUCGAAGCUCAAUUGGCCAAUAUGAAAUCAGAGCACAUUCGUGUUGCUGAAGAAGAACGGAGGAAGACUUUGGGAGAAGAGACUAAACAUGCGCAUUCGCGUGCUGAAUAUCAAGAUCAAUUGGCCAGAAAGAGAGCCGAAGAGGAGCUUGCCAUGAAAGCUAGAAUGCAGGAAGAAAGCCUCCGAAAACAAGAAGAGUCUGUCAAGAAGCAGGAACAACUUCGCAAGCAAACUAUUGAGCAUGAGUUAGCAUUAAAACACAAAUACGAGCUCGAGAAAAUUGACGCAGAGACCAGAGCCAGGGCAAAGGCUGCUCGAGAUAACAGAGAUGUAAACUUAGAGCAAAUGAAGCUUCACGAAGAAGAGAACCGAAAAACUGUCAUUGAAAAAAUUAAAACCAGUGGAGAACUUAUCGGUUCUGGACUCAAUCAAUUUUUGAAUGAUAAAACGAAAAUCGCUGCUGCAGUAGGAGGAUUGACUGCUUUGGCUGUCGGCUGGUAUACCGCUAAACGAGGAACUGGAGUCACCGCAAGAUACAUCGAAUCUCGUCUCGGAAAACCAAGUCUUGUAAGAGAAACAUCCAGAAUCACUCCACUUGAAGUACUCAAACACCCAAUUAAAAGUGUUCAAAUGAUGACUCGUCAGAAGAAGGAUCCACUGAAUGGAGUUGUAUUACCACCUGCUUUGGAACGUCGUCUUCGUGAUAUUGCCAUUACCACCUCAAACACAAAGAGAAAUAAUGGACUUUUCCGUAAUGUAAUGUUCUACGGACCACCAGGAACCGGAAAGACACUUUUCGCAAAGAGUUUGGCUCAACAUUCCGGACUCGAUUACGCAGUUCUCACUGGAGGAGAUAUUGCUCCACUUGGACGUGAUGGAGUAUCUGCAAUUCAUAAAGUAUUCGACUGGGCUUCAAAAAGUCGCAAAGGGUUGAUUGUUUUUAUUGACGAAGCUGACGCUUUUUUGCAAAAGAGAUCAAAGAAUGGAAUGUCUGAAGACACACGUGCAGCUCUCAACGCUUUCCUCUUCAGAACUGGAGAGCAGUCGAGAAAGUUCAUGCUUGUCGUGGCUUCUAAUCAGCCAGAGCAGUUCGAUUGGGCAGUUAACGAUCGUUUCGAUCAGCUUGUCGAAUUCACACUGCCAGGAAUGGAAGAACGUGAACGAAUUCUUCUGCAAUACUUCAACGAGCACAUCGUCACUCCAGCAACUAGUGGAUCUCGUUCUCAACGACUGAAACUCGAUAACUUUGAUUGGGUUGCUAAGUGUAAUGAAGUUGCCAAAAAGACAUCUGGAAUGAGUGGAAGAGAAUUGAGUAAACUUGUCAUCGGAUGGCAAGCUUCUGCAUAUGCAUCUGAAACCGGAGUGCUCACCGAGGCUAUCGUUGAUCGUAAUACUGCUGACGCAAUGGUUCAACAUGAACAUAAGAUGGAAUGGCUUGAGAAGGAGCAAUUGAAAGCUCGUAACCAAGAAGUCAAGUUCGGAACUACGUUGAAGAGAGAAACUGCUGUUUAAUUUCAAAAUAUUCAUUUCCUUGUUCAUGAUACUCUAUUGUUUUCUAUUUACGUUUUUUUGUUGUUUUUUCUUUUCUGAAAUCUUCAAACUUCCGGUAAUUUCGUAAUUUCAUUCUUAAUCAGAAAUUUUGCUGAUAAUAUAAUUUUUUUAGAUAAUUCAAUUAGGCCCUUGUUUUUCUAUUGUUUUUUUUCGUUUUCCCCUUAUUUUCUAGGUCAGUCAUUUUUAUUUAGUUUUUGUGUAGUAAUUUAAGUAGAGUGAAAGAUUAUUGUUUUUUUUUUGUUAAUAAAGAAACUC